This is a messenger RNA of Bursaphelenchus okinawaensis, 2591 nucleotides long. NCBI's taxonomy places the organism in Eukaryota, Metazoa, Nematoda, Chromadorea, Rhabditida, Aphelenchoididae. The record is from the annotation of a GenBank genome assembly.
AUGGGUCGUGAUUCCUCAGCGCGCUCACAAUUGUCAAAGUCAGCGAUGUCUCCAUCCAGCGCGAUGUCGGUCGCCACUGACAAGAACGCCACAUGCGCGCCCUAUGGCAUUGCACUACCGAGUGAGUUGGUCAAAACCGUCACGGUCAAAUUCCCAGUGGACAAGGAACAAAGGGUAAGUUAAAACUUUGAAUUUUGUUUUAAUUUUGGGUUGAUAUAGAGCUAAAGUAAUGAUAAUUUUAGACUGAUAACGAGUUAAAGUGAUAUAUAGUACGGGAAAAGUUAAGGUAUUAGGUACCAACAUAAAGAAUUCGCCAUUUUACAGGAAAUUACAGGAAAAGUAUGGCGGAUUCUUUAUGUCGACACUUCAUACUUUUAAAUUAUUAAAUUGAACCAAAAGAAGUGGUACACUUUUUGGUUGAAAAAUAAAUGAAAAGCGUCCCGCUACUUCUGGUCCAACUUAAAGGACCAGUUCGCCCAUUCAAAUAUCAUUGGCGUUCUGUCGCAAAAAUUCGACGUUCAUUUUUUUGCAAAAAACCUGAGAAGGUCGGUCCCAAAUUGGAAAAUUCAUUUCGACACCGACCCACUCAUGUUUUUUGAGAAAAAUGAUUUUGAUUGAAAUUGCCUGAUUUUCGGCGCUUUUUGCGACCGAAUGCCAAUGAUAUUUGAAUGGGCGAACUGGUCCUUUAAUAACAAGGAAAGUACUCGACCUUCCCCGCUCCAAUUGACUUAAAAAUUUUUAUAUAGAGACAUCAUGUAAAUAUAAGACCUUCAGCAAAGUACUAAAUCGCGCUUUCCAGCCAAUCUUGAGAAAAUCGAAAUCAAAAAAUUAUUUUUUGAAUUUCCCGCCAAAUUGGCAUUGUGUUUCAUAUUUAUAACUGCCAUUUUUGGACUUUUAGUUUUUUUUUUUCAUAUACUAAUAUAAAAACUUUAAAUGAACAUACAUUUUUAAAUUUGUAAGCCUCGCUUUCGUGGAAAGGCAAAAAAAGAGCAUGAAACACAAUGCCAAAUUUGGCGGGAAACCCAACUAUUUGAAAUUUAAAACUCAAAAUCGAAAGCUAAAAUUUUUUAUAGGUACUAUUGCUAAUAUAUAAAAAUUUUGAGCUGAUUUUGAGCUGGGCAGGUUGAGUACUUUUCUUGUUAAUACAGACCUUGGUUAUGAUAAAGAAAAGCUAAUAAGGAAAGUGCCCAACCUGCAACUCUCAGAAUCAGCUCAAAAUUUUUAUAAGAAUUCCUUGUAUCACCAAUAGUAUCCAUAAAAAAUUUUAGCUCGCGCUUUUGAGUUUCAAUUAUAAAUUAUUUUGGUUUCUCGCCAAUUUGGCAAUUUUGGCAUUCUGUUUCAAGCACUUUUUUCGACUUUCCAGACAAGAUACGCUUACAAAUUUAAAAAUGUAGGUUUAUGUAAAGGUAUUCUACUAGUAUAUCAAAGAACAAUUCGAAAAAGUAAAAAAAUGCCAAAGUUAUAAGCCUGAAACACAAUGCCAAUUUGGCGGGAAAUUCAAAACGUAAUUUUUUGAUUUCGAUUUUCUCAAGAUUGGCUGGAAAGCGCGAUUUAGUACUUUGCUGAAGGUCUUAUAUUUACAUGAUGUCUCUAUAUAAAAAGUUUGAAGUCAAUCAGAGCGGGGCAUGUUGGGUACCUUCCUUGUUAAAAUAGGCUAAAUUAAGAUUUAAGCAUUGAAAGGGUGGAUAAAACUAAAGACAAAUAAAUUUUAAACUUUGAUUUAGUGUGGCAUUGAAGUUAGCCCCUCGAAGAUGAUUGUGCUCAAAGUGGAGAAGAAGGGCGCUGGCGUCAAGAAGAUCGAGUUUGGCGACGUUAUUCAGGCAAUGAAUGGCGAAAGCAUGUGGAACGGCUCCAAGCCCAACGUCAAGAAGUUCGCGAGCGCGUUCAAGAAGUUGUCAGCCAAAGGAGCUACCGUAAGCUUUUUUAAAGUCAAAGGAUAUACUGUAACUUUUUUUUGAAAAGUCAAUGGAUAUACUGUAACUUUUUUUGAAAAGUCAAAGGAUUUACUGUAACUUUUUUGUUGAAAAGUCGAAGGAUAUACUGUAACUUUUUUUUGAAAAGUCAAUGGAUAUACUGUAACUUUUUUUGAAAAGUCAAAGGAUUUACUGUAACUUUUUUUUUGAAAAGUCAAAGACUACCGUAAUUUUUUCUCUAAAAUCUUUAAAAAUUUCAAAAAAAACGAACAAAUAUGAUUUUAGUGCGAAAUCACGGUGCUCCGACCGGUCAAAGCCCUUCCCGCGGACACCAAGCGUCUUCCCGAGGACCAGCGAGAGGAGGGCUGCUCGUACAAGCUGGCCGUCGUGUACCGAAUCGGGAAACGACCAUUGGAACUUGGGAUUGUACUUGCGUUCAACAAGAUCUAUGUGAUGCCAACGGCAGAGUUCACGUGCGCCGGUCGUUGCUUGGAACCAGGCGACGCCAUUCUGGAUGCGGACGGUGAACCCUUGACCACAUUGGAGGACGUUGCAGACAAGAUUGUGGGACCUUUACAGGAAAAGGGAUACGUGACUCUGCUCGUCGAACAGGCGGAAGGUCCCGCGCAGAAGUCUGCAGUGCGUUUGCUUCUGAAAAGUUUCAAAAACAGAAAAUGA